Molecule: messenger RNA, 591 nt
Organism: Schizosaccharomyces osmophilus
Lineage: Eukaryota; Fungi; Ascomycota; Schizosaccharomycetes; Schizosaccharomycetales; Schizosaccharomycetaceae
Exons: 3
Coding region: 1-591 (196 amino acids)
Source: RefSeq, a predicted model, not a curated record
AUGAACUUCGUGGGACCCACAAAAUUAUUCAAGGAGCCAAAGGUUGAAAAGGGGGCAGAAAUAAACUACAAAUCAAUAUGUAGUAACAAAAAGAACAAAACGAGGAUUAUCUCAAAAGGCCACAAUACUAUGAAAGAAUGUAGAAGAAAAAGGGGAAUAGAAAAGCAAUUAAACGAGCGAAAACAGCGUUUGGCAACAGAUUCUUCAGGUGCUAUUCAAUCACCUAUUUUUAUGAAAAAGAAAUGCACGGCUUUUAACUUAGCAAGUCCGAUAACGAGAAAAAAUGUUACUGUAUAUAGCGGAAAUAUGAAUAUCGUAAAUAGAGAUUUCCAAAAGAUUGGGCUGUGUAACAGAAAAGAGUUACAAAAUCAAAAUGAAUUAAUUAGUCGUGUCUUUGAUAUCAGCGUUCGAGUUAGUAAAUUCAAUAUCAAGGAAGUUACUAUAUAUGCACUCUAUACAGAAAUGCAGCAAACUCUUGGUCGAAUGAAAAGGGCUCAAAUUCUCGAAAGUAAAUGUAAAAAGGAUUCUAGUCAAAAUCCGUUUACCCUUUCUCUUUUAUACUGUCUCACAAGGGAUCACCCUUUUCCCUAA